Messenger RNA from Topomyia yanbarensis, 705 nucleotides. RefSeq lists its product as uncharacterized. Bases 1 to 705 code for a protein of 234 amino acids. The transcript has a single exon. The record is from RefSeq and is a predicted model, not a curated record. NCBI's taxonomy places the organism in Eukaryota, Metazoa, Arthropoda, Insecta, Diptera, Culicidae.
AUGUCCGAUAAGCGUCAUCGACAAGUUGUAAGAGCUGCCUAUGAGGUUGGACAGGAAGUGGUGUUAGGUGAACACAACCAAAUUGUCGAACAACUUAAGGGUGAAAUACUAUCUGAGUUGAAGUUGGAGAUUCGUUCGAAUUUUACGGACCUUACAAAUUCUAAUUCGUUGACACCGAAAACUACUCAACGUCCAUUUGCCGAAGCCAGUCGUAACAAAGCUCGCCGUCUUUUCCCGAAUAAAGAUGGGGCUAAAUCUGAUGUCUCAUCUCUAUUACGUGGUACUGGUAUGCCUGUUUCACCAUCUCUUGGCACGAUAACAGUAGCUGAUCGUACACCAAAGUUUUGGCUUUACCUAUCACGUAUUGCACGCGAUGUUUCUGUUGACCAAAUUUCCAUUCUGGCGAAACAACGUCUUAUCACCGAUGACGUGGAAGUCGUUAGACUUGUUGCAAAGGAUCGUGACGUAAAAACAAAGAAUUUCAUCUCGUUUAAAGUUGGAAUCAAACCUGAGCUCAAGGUGCGAGCCCUAUCUGCUUCAACAUGGCCCGAAGGAAUUCUUUUCCGCGAAUUCAAGAGCAAUCGCACCGUAUCAGCUGGAAAUUUUUGGACACCCCUCUAUCCGCAGCCAGAUCAGUCGCCAGUUCAGGCCGAUACUCAUCAGCCUGCUUCACCAUCAUCAGUUCAAUCAGCUAUGACGGAAUAA